AUGCCUCCACGAAAACGGGCCCGGACAUCACAAAGAGCUCCACAUACAUCAUCAUCGGAUGGAAACAAGGGUCCAUCGGAUCAAGCAACACCGAAAUCUGGCCAGCCAAAAAGUCAACAAACACCACCGUCACCGCCGAAUAGGAAACGUCAGCAAACACAGCCGGCACCGCCGAAUAGGAGCGAAGGUCACGUGGACAGCCCGGGACAAUCAGGUGAACAUAUCCCAUUAUAUACUUGUUCUAACGGCAUAUUAGAUGCUCACGAACAUGUAAACCUACAUGAUAUACAACAGGAUCAUGUAAACCUACAUGAACAUGUAAACCUACAUGAUGUACAACAGGAACAUGUAAACCUACAUGAUGUACAACAGGAACAUGUAAACCUACAUGAUGUACAACAGGAACAUGUAAACCUACAUGAACAUGUAAACCUACAUGAUUUACAACAGGAACAUGUAAACCUACAUGAACAUGAACAUGUAAACCUACAUGAUGUACAACAGGAACAUGUAAACCUACAUGAUGUACAACAGGAACAUGUAAACCUACAUGAUGUACAACAGGAACAUGUAAACCUACAUGAACAUGUAAACCUACAUGAUGUACAACAUGAACAUGUAAACCUACAUGGACUCCUCCUAAAAUGA
Mercenaria mercenaria is the source of this 648-nucleotide messenger RNA. RefSeq names its product sex-determining region Y protein-like. The record is from RefSeq and is a predicted model, not a curated record. NCBI's taxonomy places the organism in Eukaryota, Metazoa, Mollusca, Bivalvia, Venerida, Veneridae. The transcript has 2 exons. The coding region runs from base 1 to 648 and encodes 215 amino acids.